CCUGUCCAAUCCAAUGCAUCACAGUUCACUGAAAAACAAAAACCAAGGACAUUUUCGCCAUCUUGAGUUUUCGCAUUUUCCGAUGCCGAUAUAAUCAUCCCAUUCGGCCAAUGCUCCUCCCUUCCCCCUCUCCUCUCUCCAAGAGCCAAAGUCAAGAUUGUAUAACGGAAGCUCCAGUUCCCAGUCAGUGUUUGUUUUUGUGAUCACGAAAAACCGCGACUUCCCCUAUACGCCCAUAACGCUCUUCUCUAUCCUACGCUCAGGUGCGCACCGCCUCCUCCUCAUCUCUACGUGUCGCCACCACCUUCCUUCUCCUUCUUACGUGUGCGUCUCUUAUAGGAAGCACGUGCCUCCACGCACCCAUCCGUGCUCGUUAGCCUCAACCCCACUGGCUUUCUUCCUUCUUUUCAUCGUAUUAUAAUAUUGAUAUUUCAGUUGUAUUCUUUCUCCCCGCACUCUGCAAUCAAAAUUACUGAAAACUACUGUCCCCUUCCUUUCACUUCCAAAACCAUUUGUUCCCGCGGUUUCGCCUCGAUUGAAUCAAUAUAUCUCGAUACUAAAGCCAAAACUUUACGUUGCUUUCAUGUCGAUUCAUUGAUUUUCUUCGUUUUUUUUUCUUUAGAGCUAGUUCUCGGGGUCCUUUGAUUGGCAGGAGUUGUACGGAAUGAGAAACUAGUUCCUUCCAUAGGUACGAACGGGGAACGAGGGAAGAACCGAGGAAGGAGAAGAGAUAAAAAAAAAAGUGUGAUAUUGUGAGUCCCCUGUGGUGUGAAAAUGCCUCAUCGAGCGACUUACUUCUUCCCCAGGCAAUUUCCCGAUCGUGGGUUCGAUGCGUCUACGAAGCAACUAUUGGAUCACGAGAAAAAGCUCGCUAAGGAAACAUCAGCCACUACAACAGCAGCUGUAACGAGCAACUUUGCUGAAAAUGACCGCAAUAACACGAUCUCAAGGACAGCUCCCAAAGACUUUAAGCCGCCAGCUGUUGCUAAGACCAACGGCAAGGACGACUAUUACUCCCCGCUUUCUGAUCUUUUCACGGACGAAAAGCUGCACGCACAAAAGCAGCAGCUCGCCGCUUUCCGCGAUUGGUUCGUCGAGAAAAAAACGAGUACCGACCGACCACGUCACGUGAAACGGUCGUCUCGACGUGUCCCUUCGAGUACUACCGAUCACGAUGAAGAUGAAGAUCGCCGGUUGUUAUUAGCUCCGGAACCAGCUCCGCCGUCGACGCCUUCUCCUCCUUCCCCCCUUCCGGCGCCUGCCACUGAAAUCACAGCCGUCGUUGAUGACCGUAGUGUUGACCAAAACUUUGACCGGCAGGUAUCGCUGCCAAGGUUCUCGAGUGGUAGUAGCUAUGCUGGGAGUUUGUUUUCCGCUACGACAUUGGAUGGCAACUUGUCGAGUGAUGUUAAAGAUACAUGGACUAAGGAGACAUCAUCGACCACCGUGCCGGCGACCGGGGAAGUCGAGGCACAGGAGGAAGCUAAAGAUAACUUAGCGCUCAAGUCAAAGGAAAGUUAUUAUUUACAGGUUAUGCUGGCUAGGAGGCUUACUUCUCAAGCAAGUCUACUCGGCGAACCUUUGCUUUUACAAUGCAGUGGACCGGGUGUCGUCGAUGCAGAAACUGUUUCUUAUCGUCUUUGGGUUAGUGGCUGUUUAUCAUACAACGAUAAGAUAUCAGAUGGCUUUUACAAUAUUCUUGGGAUGAAUCCAUAUCUAUGGGUAAUGUGUAAUGAGUUGGACGAAGGCAGACGCUUGCCACCUUUGAUGUCUCUUAAAGAAAUUGAACCAAGCGAGACGUCAAUGGAGGUUGUACUUGUUGACAGACGCGGUGAUUCGCGCCUCAAGGAGCUUGAAGAUAAAGCACAGGAAUUAUAUUGUGCUUCAGAAAAUACCUUAGUGUUGGUCGAGAAGCUUGGAAAGCUUGUUGCAAUAUACAUGGGAGGAUCUUUUCCUGGGGAACAAGGGGAUCUUCACAAACACUGGAAAUUGGUUAGUAGGAGAUUGAGGGAUUUGCAGAAGUGUAUUGUGCUCCCAAUUGGUAGCCUAUCAAUGGGACUUUGCAGGCAUCGUGCAAUCCUCUUUAAGAAAUUGGCGGACUAUAUCGGUUUACCAUGCAGGAUUGCUCGAGGAUGCAAAUAUUGUGCUGCCGAUCAUCGUUCUUCAUGCCUCGUCAAAAUCGAAGAUGACCAGCAAUCACCAAGGGAAUAUGUAGUUGAUCUAGUUGGGGAGCCAGGAAAUAUUCACGGUCCGGAUUCCUCCAUCAAUGGAGGAUUCCUUUCUUCAAUGCCUUCGCCAUUUCAAAUUUCUCAUCUAAAAGAGUUCCAGCAACCUGACAUGGAUACUGCACCGUGUUGUCAGAUAAAAGAUUCGAAGAAUUCACAUUCUCUUUGUGAGAAUCCUCUACUUUCCGGUGGCAUUGAGAAAUCUCAACAAUUUAAGAGCAACGGCUUGCUUGAAAGUCAAAAGGAACCAAUUUUUACACCAAUUGAUCAAGACUGUCUUGGAAAGGAAUCAUUGAUGACUUUUGAAGCUACAGCCGUGACAACGGUGCAUCAAAUUUCUAAACCCCGUGGAGACGAAGUCGCCGUAGAACAAACUCUUGGAAAUGAGAUUGUUAUAUCUGGUACCUCAGUGGUGAAAAGUGUGAAGCAAUUGAAAGGUAACUUGCCUAGUCAGUCGGAUCUCGAGGAGAUCGGGGUUGAACUUGAUAGCCGAGGUAGAUUCUCUGCUGUAACCAUUCCAAGAUAUGUAAAUCUUGAACCUUCUCUUGCAAUGGAUUGGCUUGAGAUUUCAUGGGAUGAAUUGCAUAUUAAGGAACGCAUCGGUGCUGGUUCAUUCGGAACAGUACAUCGUGCUGAGUGGCAUGGAUCGGAUGUUGCAGUCAAAGUUUUGACUGUCCAAGAUUUUCAUGAUGAUCAGUUGAAGGAGUUUCUAAGAGAGGUUGCUAUAAUGAAACGUGUUCGACAUCCAAAUGUGGUCCUCUUCAUGGGUGCUGUCACAAAGCGUCCUCAUCUGUCAAUAGUGACAGAGUAUCUGCCAAGGGGUAGUUUAUACCGCCUCAUUCAUAGGCCAACUGCUGGGGAAACACUGGAUCAGAGGAGGCGAUUACGGAUGGCACUGGAUGUGGCCAAGGGGAUCAACUAUCUACAUUGCCUUCGUCCUCCCAUAGUUCACUGGGACCUUAAAUCACCGAAUCUGUUGGUUGAUAAGAACUGGACAGUAAAGGUGUGUGAUUUUGGAUUGUCCAGAUUCAAAGCGGGCACUUUUAUAUCAUCAAAAUCUGUUGCCGGAACACCCGAGUGGAUGGCUCCGGAAUUCCUUCGUGGAGAGCCUUCAAAUGAAAAAUCCGACGUUUACAGUUUCGGAAUAAUCUUAUGGGAGCUUGUGACCAUGCAACAACCUUGGAGUGGACUCAGUCCUGCUCAGGUGGUUGGUGCUGUUGCUUUCCAAAACAGAAGGCUGGCCGUUCCUCCGAAUACUUCUCCAAAGUUGGCUUCCCUCAUGGAAUCUUGUUGGGCCGACGAUCCGGCUGAACGGCCGUCAUUUGCUAACAUAGUAGAAGCACUAAAGAAGUUUCUCAAGUCACCGUUGCAGUUGGUGCAAAUGGGAACUCAAUGACCGAGUGGCCCUUAACGGCCAUUCCUACUGUGAAAUAGUUCGAAUAAAGCCGAUUCCAGGGAUCUAUUUUUUAACCUUGCAGCAAAGCAACUCUUGGACUUGGCUGUAUAAUGUUAUUCCACUAACAGAGCUACAACUGUAGAUGCCUAUCUUACUAACCUGUUUGGAAGGCAGUUAAAAUCCCAUCUUAAAAAACAAAAAACCUAUAAAUAAAAAUCACAGCAAACUAUUACCUGACUUUGCUGUGUUAAAACUAAAAACAGGUUUUGUUUUUGAAAACCAUGGGGGAUAGAAUGUCUUCCAACAUAAAAUGGCUAUACUCAGUGUGUAAAUCCGAAGGGGUUUAAAAUUUCGGAAAUUUACCUUUGAUAAUAUAAUAAUUUUAUUAUGUAUUUUCCUUUGUAAAACCAUGGGUUGUAUUUGGGCUGUAAUCAGUCAAAAGAACCAAACUUGAAGGUAUGAUAUAUAUAUAUAUGCUUUCUACUA
Molecule: messenger RNA, 4107 nt
Organism: Gossypium raimondii (Peruvian cotton)
Lineage: Eukaryota; Viridiplantae; Streptophyta; Magnoliopsida; Malvales; Malvaceae
Product: serine/threonine-protein kinase CTR1
Exons: 15
Coding region: 775-3621 (948 amino acids)
Biological process (GO): protein phosphorylation
Molecular function (GO): ATP binding; protein kinase activity
Source: RefSeq, a predicted model, not a curated record